Molecule: messenger RNA, 5028 nt
Organism: Cotesia congregata
Lineage: Eukaryota; Metazoa; Arthropoda; Insecta; Hymenoptera; Braconidae
Source: the annotation of a GenBank genome assembly
AUGUUUGUUGAUGGUUUUGUUAUUUCAGUUCUUCAUAAAUUCUGUCAUUCGGAUGAAGAUUGUGUUAACAUAAAAUUCACAAAGUGUUCUUCAAAUAAAAAAUGUAUUUGUGAAUCAAACUAUCUUGCUUCAAAGGAUGAGACAUCAUGUUUGCCACUUAUAGGUGGAGAAUGUGAAGUAGAUGAUGAUUGUGUGACGGAAAACUCUAGGUGUUAUUUUAGAAGAUGUCAAUGCAAUAAAUAUUCCGUUGCUAAGGUUAUUGAUCAAAAAUAUGAAUGCAAACAAACUGUUGUUUUAGGAGUUCCCUGUGGAAAUCAUAAAGAUUGUGCACUGAUACAGAACUCUCAAUGUUCAGAUGAUAAAGUAUGUGCUUGUCGGACAAAUCAUUAUGAGUUUAACAAUCAAACUUUUUGCGGACCGAUUAUUAAUGAAGAGAUCCAAUGCUCAAAACAAAAUUAUUGUGUGUGCAAAUCAAACAAUCGAUUGAUCAAUAAAGCGACAUGUUAUCCUUUUUUGAACGGACUUUGCUGGAAAGAUGACCAAUGCUUGCUUCCAAAUUCUGUUUGCAUUGAUUUUCAUUGUCAAUGUCAGUCGAGUUUUAAAGCCGUAGCUACUAAUCUUUGCAUACCUGUUCCAGAUAUAUCUUGUAUAACUAAUACCGAUUGCGAACGACAAAAGUUUUCAGAAUGUACUGCGUAUGGUUCAUGUAGAUGCCAAUCAAAUUAUGUUAAAACAAAUCCUAGUACAUGCCAAGGAUUGAUUGGAGCGGCCUGCUCUAGAAAUUAUGAAUGUUUUCCGCAUGAUUCGAUUUGUCUUGACGGAUUUUGCAAGUGUAAAUGCAAUUAUUUAUCCACAGUCAGCGAUCUUUGUCUACCAAAUAACUUUGACUUUGUUCUAGCUUUCUUUGAGCUGACAUGUUCUGCCGGUGACGAAAGGUGCCAAGAUGAGGAAUUUUCUGGGUGCUUGCAUGGUAAAUGUCAUUGUCAUCCGAAUCAUGUUGUGGGUAAUAUGACUUGUCAGCCGCUUUUACAUGAAAACUGCGCAAAAAAUGGGCAGUGUGCAAUAAAACAUUCUAUUUGUCGUGACAAUGUGUGUCAAUGCAAAUCGGAUUAUAUAGCACUAUCUAACAAUCGCUGUUUACCAACUAAACUAAACGGCUACUGCCAAAUUAAUGACGAUUGUAGAUAUUUAGAUAACUCAAAGUGUUCAAAAUAUUAUUACUGUACGUGUAUUGAUAAUUAUUUUCAUUUUAAUGAAACUACUUGCGUCCCACUUAUUGGUGAAAAGUGUGAAUCAAACGCUGACUGCAUGAUUGAAAAUUCCAUCUGUUUCAAUGGAUUUUGCAAGUGUAAGAAUUCUUAUAAGAGUUCUUUCAAUGAAAAAUGUGUUACAGCACUUCAUAACUUUUGUAAGACAGACUCUGAUUGCCAUGAAGGAACAUUCACAAAAUGUUCUCAAAAUAAUACAUGUGAAUGUGAACCGGAUUACUUUGCUGCAGAAAAAGAUAUGAUAUGUUUACCUAGCAUAUCUGGACUUUGCUACAUAGACGAUGACUGCACAAUCGAAAAUUCUUAUUGUCAUUACAACAGGUGUCAAUGCAAGAAAUUUUAUCUCCUUCUCAGUCGUUUGCUUUUAUUGAUCGUGUGUAUUCCCUUUUAUUCAGAGCUUUUGGGACAUCCUUGCCAAAAAGAUAAAGAUUGUGAAUUUUCCGAAAAUUUCAUAUGCUCGUCAGAUGGAAUAUGUUCUUGUUCCCAAAAUUUUUACGCUCUUGAAGACAGAACUAAGUGUUUACCAAAGAUCGGCGGACCUUGUUCAAUACAUCAAGAUUGCCGAGUGAAAAAUUCAUUUUGUCUCAAUGGAAGAUGCCAGUGCAAUCGUGAUUGUUCAGCUGUAUCCGAAAAUGAAUGCGUGCUAAAAUCAUCCGCAGUUUAUUGUGAUCAGGCUAUAGAGUGUGGAGAACCGUGGCAUGCUGGAUGUUCACCGGAUCACAACUGCUUUUGUAAGACGAAUAAUACACUUGUCAAUAAAUCUACCUGCUCACCUAUGUUAGGAGGUCCUUGUUUGAAAAAUCAUCAAUGUGUGGUUGAAAAUUCUGUUUGCAAAGAUUUUCACUGCAAAUGCCAAUCACCAAAUUUUAAACCUGUCGCAAAUAAUUUAGACCGAAAGUACACAAAAUGUUCUGAACAUGGCAAAUGUGAAUGCGAAUUAAAUUAUGCUAAAAUCGAUUUUUCUACAUGUCGGCCGUUGAUAGGGUCGUUUUGCGAAAGAGAUAUAGAAUGUUAUCCUGAUAAUUCUGUUUGUACUAAUGAAAGGUGUUAUUGUGCCGAUGGUUUCAUUCCACUAUCCAAUGAACAAUGUUUACCUACUUUCUUGGAGCUGAGCUGCAAAAGCGGUGAGGAAGAGUGUCAAGAAGCUGAGUUUUUGUUAUGCAAUGAAGGAAAAUGUUAUUGUCCGGCAAAUCAUGUUAUUGUCGAUGGUAGAAACUGCUUACCACUGUUGAAUGAGAUAUGUUCACAAAAUGAACCUUGCGUUGUUUUCAAUUCAGACUGUAUUAAUGGUCGGUGUAAAUGCAAUCCAAAUUUCGUGGCGCAGUCCAAUAAUAGAUGUUUAGCGAGUAAAUUUAUCUUGGUUCUGUUAGCGCAACUGUAUGGAAAAUGCAAAAAUGAUGACGAUUGUAGCUAUAUAAAAAAUUCAACAUGUUCUAAGUAUAAUGAAUGCGUUUAUAGCAUCAAUUACAACGUAACAAGUUUUUCGCCCCCUUUGGGCAAUAAUUGUACUACAAACGCAGAUUGUUUAAUCGGCAAUUCUACAUGUGUCGACUUCACUUGUCAAUGUAGGCCUUAUUUUGAAAUUAUGCAUAGUGAGAAAUGUAUUCCUGUGCUUAAAAAACCAUGUCGGUCGAAUUCCGAUUGUAUCAAUGUUCCAUUCGCUGAAUGCUCGAAAAAUAAGACAUGUAUCUGUAAAUCAACCUAUGUUACAUCAGAAAAUGGAGCAUGUUUACUACCUGUAAUUGGAUUCUGUACAAAAAACAGUGACUGUAUAUCUAAAAGUUCUUACUGUCAUUCCAACAGAUGUCAAUGCACAAGGAAUUUCGUAGGCCAGAUAAUCGAUGGGGUUUUUAAGUGUAAAACGAAAAGCCUAGGAUCUUCUUGCGAAACAGAUCAUGAUUGUAGCACUAUUAAAUAUUCUAAAUGUUCGCAUGAUAAAAUUUGUGUUUGUCUUGAAACUUAUUAUGCGCUUGAUAACGGAAUCACUUGUGUGCCGGGGAUUGGUGGGUAUUGUUCAGGAGACAUUGAUUGUGCAUUCGCAAAUUUCCGAUGCUUUAGUAGUCUUUGUAAGUGUCAACCGGGCUAUGUAUCUGUUUCAGACAAUCAAUGUGUAUUGAAAUUAUCAGCAGUUUCUUGUAAAAUAGGCAUUGAAUGUGGAGAGCAUUGGCAUUCAGGUUGUUCAUUAGAUCACACUUGCUUUUGUAAAUCAAAUAACACGCAAGUUAACCAAGCGACAUGUUCACCAAUUUUAGGUGGAGCCUGUUUCAAAGACGAUCAAUGUACAGUCAAAAAUUCUAUAUGCACUUCUUUCCAUUGUCGAUGUAACGAGCCAGUAUUCAAAGCUGUUGCUAUUAAUAUGUGUCUACUUUGUGUCAAUGGUUAUGAUUGCACCGACCGAAAGUACACAAAAUGUUCUGAAGAUAGCAAGUGUGUAUGCGAAUCAAAUUAUGUUAAAGACGAUUUUUCUACAUAUCGGCCGUUGAUAGGGUCGUUUUGCGAAAAAGAUAUAGAAUGUUUUCCUGAUAAUUCUCUAAGCAGCAACAGCAGUAAGGAAGAGUAUCAAGCAGCUGAAUUUUUGUUAUGCAAUCAAGGAAAAUGUUAUUGUCCGGCAAAUCAUGUUAUUGUCGAUGGUAGAAACUGCUUACCACUGUUGAAUGAGAUAUGUUCACAAAGUAAACCUUGUGUUGUUAACAAUUCAGACUGUGUUAAUGGUCGGUGUAAAUGCAAUCCAAAUUUCAUGGCGCAGUCCAAUAAUCGAUGUUUAGCAAGUAAGUAUCACUAUCAUGAAAACGAAUCAUUCAGAAUUUUUAAUGUUAGAUUUAUCUUGAUUCUGUUAGCGCUACUGUAUGGAAAAUGCAAAAAUGAUGACGAUUGUAGAUAUAUAAAAAAUUCAACAUGUUUUAAGUAUAAUGAAUGCGUUUUUAGCAUCAAUUACAACGUAACAAGUUUUUCGCCCCCUUUGGGCGAAGAUUGUUCUAAAGACGCACAUUGUUCAAUCGAAAAUUCUACAUGUGUCGAUUUCACUUGUCAAUGUAGGCCUUACUUUGAAAUUAUGCAUGGUGAAAAAUGUGUUCCUGUACUUAAAAAACCAUGUCGGUCGAAUUACGAUUGUAUCAAUGUUCCAUUCGCUGAAUGCUCGACAAAUAAGACAUGUGUCUGUAAAUCAACCUAUGUUACAUCAGAAAAUGGAGCAUGUUUACUACCUGUAAUUGGAUUCUGUACAAAAAACAGUGACUGUAUAUCUAAAAGUUCUUACCGUCAUUCCAACAGAUGUCAAUGCACAAGGAAUUUCGUAGGCCAGAUAAUCGAUGGGGUUUUUAAGUGUAAAAGGAUCAGCCUAGGAUCUCCUUGCGAAUCGGUUCAUGAUUGUGGUACUACCAGAAAUUCUCAAUGUUCCAACGGAGUUUGUGUUUGUCAUGAAAAUUAUUAUGCACUCGAUGACGGAAUCACUUGUGUGCCGGGGAUUGGUGGAUAUUGUUCAGGAGACAUUGAUUGUGCAUUUGCAAAUUUUCGAUGCUUUAAUAAUUUUUGUGCAUGUCAACGGGGCUAUAUAUCUGUUUCAAAGAAUCAAUGUGCAUUGAAAUCAUCAGCAGUUUCUUGUAACAUUGGUAUUGAAUGUGGAGAGCAUUGGCAUUCAGGUUGUCCAUUAGAUCACACUUGCUUUUGUAAAUCAAAUAACACUCAAGUUAACCAAGCGACAUGUUCACCAAUUUUAGGUGAAGCCUGUUUCAAAGACGAUCAAUGUACAAAUACACUUUAA